Cylicostephanus goldi is the source of this 408-nucleotide messenger RNA. Lineage: Eukaryota; Metazoa; Nematoda; Chromadorea; Rhabditida; Strongylidae. The record is from the annotation of a GenBank genome assembly.
AUGAGUAACGUGGUCAUCGUCGGCUCGGCGGCCACGUUGGCCUUCACCAUCGCCUCUCUGGUCACCAUGGUGUCUCUGCUUCGGGAAAUUACCGACCUCCAAAUGGAGGUGCAAGUGGGCAUGGACGAGUUCAAGGCAAUCUCCGAUGACACCUGGAAUCGUAUCAUUUCUAAGCAUCUGAACCCCACUGGUGUUUCUGAAGCUCCGCCCACAUUUGCAUCACUCUUUGGACGUCGUCCUCGUGCCGCAGGUUUCCCAGAACAGUGUAACUGCGGAGAGAAAUCUAGGGAUUGCCCACCUGGCCCACCCGGACCGCAAGGACCGAAAGGACCACCCGGAGAGCCGGGAAGAGAUGGCGAAGAUGGUCGACCUGGUACUCCCGGUGUUGCCAUUGCUGUCACCCACAAC